UACAUGUGCUGCCAGAAUUCAAUUUCACACUCAGUGCCAGUAAAUUACGCUGAGUUAAUGGACAUGACGCUAUGUGACGUCUAAUCUCGCGAUACUUGAAGGGGGCGGGGCGUGUCAAAUUCCGAAGGAGAAGAGAGUGAAGAGAGAGUGAGAGAGGGGUGCUGAGGCUCUUGAACAUCCUCAACAAUGUUCUCCUCUUCUCCUCUUCCACAGCUGUAUUGCAGGCCGUUUGCAAAAAUGGGGGACGACAAACCUUUUGUGUGCAACGCUCCUGGCUGUGGGCAGAGGUUUACGAACGAGGACCACCUCGCUGUCCACAAGCACAAGCAUGAGAUGACGCUGAAGUUCGGACCUGCCCGGACAGACUCCGUCAUCAUCGCAGACCAGACGCCGACUCCCACUCGUUUCCUGAAGAACUGUGAAGAAGUGGGCCUGUUCAACGAGCUAGCCAUGCCCUUUGAGCAGGAGUUCCGUAAAGCCCAGGAAGAUGAUGACAAGAGAGCCAAGAACCCUCUGCCUGCCCCUGGCUCUUCAGCUCUGGACAUGAGUCUACAGACGCCCUCAGACAUAGUUCGAGUGAAGGAAGAGGAGCCUGUCGAGGUGGAUUCCUCCCCUCCCACUAGUCCAGACUCCAUCUCCAGCAAGUCAGACAGCAACAAGGAGGCCACGGCCAGGGGAAUGGAAUCUCCGUCUAAACCAGCAGUAAGUUCUGCUCCUAUGCCCACCAUCGUCCGUCCGGGCUCUCUUCCUCUUCACCUUGGCUACGACGCCCUGCAUCCCACCAUGCCUUCACCCACCUCGGUCAUCACACAGGCUCCGCCCUCCAGCCGCACCCUUGGGUCUCCAACUGGUCCGUACCCAAUGAUGAUGCUUCCCAACGUGCUCCCAGGCCCAGUGCAAAUGUCUUCUGUAAUAUCCCUGGCUAGGCCCAUGUGUAUGGUGCCCAACAUUCCAGGAAUCCCAGGUCCUCCCCUAGGUGGAAGCAGCAGUGGCUCCUCCUCUCCAUCUGGUUACAACCCCCAUACCGAGGCUAAGAUGCGGCUGAAGGCGGCGUUGUCUCAUCAGACCACAGCGGCCUGUGUCAGCGUGGCGAUGGGCUCCAGUGCCAUGGUGCCACAGAGGAUGGAGCAGAGCCAACUGCUGGUACAGCAGCCUGAUGCCCCAUCCCCUGCACAGCCCCAGGUUUCUCCGGCUCAGCCGACAGGCGGGCGGCGGCGGCGCACGGUGGACGACGAUCCAGACGAGAGGAGACAGCGCUUUCUGGAGCGCAACCGAGCAGCCGCGUCCCGCUGCAGGCAGAAGCGCAAGAUCUGGGUGAACUCUCUGGAGAAGAAAGCAGAGGAGCUGACGUCUAUGAACGUCUCCCUCACGAAUGAGGUGUCUCUGUUACGAAACGAAGUGGCUCAUCUGAAGCAGCUGCUGUUGGCCCAUAAGGACUGUCCUGUCACCACCUUACAGAAGAAGGCUGCCUACCUGGGAGAAGAAUCCAUGAAGGACGUGUGUGAGGCCACGGGUUCUCCAGCUCCGGUGAUCCAGCACAGCUCAGUGGCGCUGAGUCCCUCGGGAUCGUCAGGGCCGAACGGCAUGAGCUCACGGGCAGCUGCCGAGGCCGUAGCCAUGUCCGUGCUGGCCGGCAUGGGCACCCAGCGGGCAGAGAGCGGCCACUCGCACGUCAUCAUGACCACACAGCCUUCAGCCAGAUGAUGAGCCCAGCACUAGGAGGGGAGAGGAGCGAGGGAUGAGGCCAGAUCCUCCCUGUCGUCUUUUUCUCCUCUCCCUGGUCCUCUCUCACGCUGUCGCGCUCUUCUGGCCCGGAGCUGGCCCAGAGAAUUUUUGGGGGUCAAAAACAACUUUGGCGAACGAAAGAGCUUCCUGUUCACUAUGCCAUAGACUACGGGGGGGCUGGACUCCGAUCCUCAUCCAUAUUCUCAUUAAAAAAUCCUUACUAACUCCACUUUCACGCCAUCAUCCCUGCCCUCCUCAUACUCCUCGCCUUCCAUCCAUCUUCACGCUCCUCAUUCUUCAGCUGAACUGUAGGACAGAACAGUGCUUCCUGAAGGACUUACAUGGUGACGGUGAUCUGAUGCAUAGGUAUUACGUACACGUGUGUCUUAUUUACACGUUCAAAGAGCAAUGUGGAUGGCUGAUCAGUGGCAGUAAUUGAAAAGGAAGUGCUGCCACAGUGUGUGUGUGUGUGUGUGUUUGUGUGUGUGCGCACGUGUGAUAGGGUGGGCAGUAUGGCAAAAAUAUCAUAUUGCGAUACUUGGAAGAUAUUUUUGCGAUACGUGAUGCGUACCAAGGCAUUAAGUACGGUCGAGUACCAACAAAAAGAGUGAAGCCUUUUUUUAUUUUUAUUUAUUUAUUUUUUUUUAUAAAAAGUGAUGAAUUCAGGGAUUUUUAAUCCAACAUUUCAACAGAUCAAAAGCCCUGAAUGAGGAAAAGAGGGGAAAUGAUACAAAUUAUCAUCCAAUCAGAUACGUGUUACAACGAGUAAAUUUGUAGUUGUAAAAGCAUCGACAAACUGGUGGGUCCGUGAACAUGGUGGCGUUCGUUCAACUUUCAUUGCAGAACAUUUUUAGAAAUGAAAUAUUUAUGAAUCCCGAUACAAAGAAAAUAAAUUGCCCACUGCAUUGCAUUUCAGCUUGAACACACUUGACCUGGAAGUACAAGUUCUCCUGGUGUGAUUUAAUUCGUUUUCAUAAAUGUGAUAUAAACGGGAUCAACAGUGCAGUAAUACAUUUUUGCUGAUUUAAAACUUUCUGAAAUUGCAGAACCUGGAAAAUCCGGCUGAUGAAUUUUUUUUUUUCCAGCCUCCACGUCGUCCUCCUUCACCGUCACCUUCUUGCUUUUUUUUUAAAACGCACAUAGUUCAGUCAUUUUCACCCCAAAAUGAACCUGAAAUGCUGCAAAACAAGCAAAAGAGAAACACAAAAGUCUUCUGUUUUUUUUUUUUUUUUUUUUGUAAUAUGCAUCACUUUAAAGCUGAAACACUUUAAAAAAAAUUUUUUUUUGCGUACAAAAUGUUUCUUCUUCUUCAAUUUUGAAGAAGUACCCUGAACUGUACCGUGGGGUUUGAAUAUCGCGAUAUUGAUAUUAUAUUCCCAUAUUGCCCAGCCCUAGCGUGUGGUGUGCUGGUGUGCAUGCUCACACUUACUGCCUUUCACAUUUUACUCGCAUGAACGAGGAUAAACGAUCGCACCACAACUCGGCAAUAUUAUUAUUUUUUUUUUAUUUUAUUAUUUUUUUUUAAACGAAAGGAAAAAUUCCUGUGUGUUUGUGUGUUUUUUAAAAUCUUGUCCCUCGCAUUUUCGCUCGGUUUUCAUUUCAAGGAGACCAAGAGAACGCCUCGGCUGAACUUCACCAAGAUCUGACCUCAUUUCUACCCCUUUAUAAUAUGUUUUAUAUGCAAAGCGUUUAAAAUCAGUGAAUAUAGUAUGCUUGUGUGUGUGAGAAUGUGUGUGUAUAGGAAUGUACAUCAGAGUAUAACAGUUUAUAAUUCAUGGGACUGAUACACUAAUAUUGGCAAGCUUUAUUUUCAUGCUGUUUUCUAUAUUUUCGCACAUCCUCCUAAACACGUUGCUCGAUCACGUCUUUUGGUUUUCCUCGUAGCCUUGUGCCGCCCCUUCAUGCCAUAAACUGGCUCAUGGUUACAUUUCAUUGUUAAUUGAAAUCUCCUUGUUGGGAUUCCUGUGUUGCGUCAGAGCUAAAUGGUGGUGCCAGCAUGUCUGGCGCUGGCUUUUUUUUUUUUCCUCUUUCUUUUCCUUCCCUCUUCUUCUUGUAAAGUUCUCAGUUAUUAGCUCCACUGUAUGUUCGGGCUGUGUUAGAGCUGAGCCUCGGAAAAAUCCAGCUGUGUACUCAUUUCAUCUCUGAUUAUUUUCUCAUUGUUUUAAACAGAACAAGACCAUUUAGGCCUUUUUGUUUAAAAAACCAAAACUGAAUCACUGUCUGAAUCAUUCAGGCGAUUACGAAGACGUUAAUACGUCUCGUCUCUGUAGAAGGCAUGUGCCGAUGAUCGGUUAGUAUCAUACAUCGCGAUAUUGAUAUCGGAGAAGCUUCGGAGUAUCAUUAAUAUAAUCUAGAUUUCUUUUCAGAGGGGGCUGAAUGAACAGAUUUCGCAUUCGUUUUAUUAAUUAAGCUUAUAAGUAGUUUAUAGUGACGCAGCAUAUAUGAGCAAUAACGCUGCAUUUAUAUUUAUAGCGUGUUGGUUUCGAAUUAACCGCAAAAUGUGAAAACGGUCUCAUUCUCAUCUCAGAUAAAGAAAAUUACAGACAGGAAGUGUAACUUGAACGUGAACAUCCCAUUCAUUUUUAUUUAUGAAAAUUUUUUGAUCAGAUAUUAACCUUGCGCAUAAACAUCUGCUCUUCAGCCCGUCGUUAUGCAGUUCUCUUCAGCAUCGUUUAGCAUCGACGUGCACGAACAAAAAAAAAAAAAAAAAGACUUGGAGAAAGAAUGCAGUCGAGUGCAAAGUUGCGUAUACCCUUAGGCCAAAGUGCGUAGCAGUGCAUUUGCUAUAACGGAUUAGUUUUAAUAUCGGCACAUGCCUACUAGACUCGCUCGUUAACGCGCUCACAAUGAGAAACGCACUUAAUUGCACAUCCUAACGUGUUGCUCGAUCAAACUAUUCUGCCUUAACCCUUGCUGCAGUGCCUCUAAAGCCCUGGUCAGGUUUCACAGUUUUCUGGUUGCCCACAGGAACGUCUGUGCCAAAUAUAGGAAUCAACCGGGACAUUUUAAAAAGCUGUAUAUUUUGUAUUGCAACAAAUUUCAUUACAGAUGCCUUUGCAGAUCUUGAAACCGCAGGGAGAACAUUAACAGCUCGUGCUGUGUUUGUGUACUGUGCUCUUUACUGCCAUCUGGACCUGAUUCGCUGUUACUGCCUUGCAUUACUUUACUGGGAGGUGAAAGGAAACUGGACUGAUAACUCCCUUUAAACCUGGGAGAUCUCUUUAUUUUUAUUGCAACAUAUAUGAUUUAAAGGGGGUAGUUUGGUAACGAUGAAAACGUACAAUGUUUCAAGUUAGUGUGAAUGUAGUCGAUCAGCCAAGACGUGUUUAGUGCGUGACUUGUCGAGUAACGAAGGUAAUGUCUCACCUAAAAAUCUUUCCCAAAUUUUGGUGCUCCUGAAAAACAAAGCGUUCGCCCUGUCGUCCGGGAGCCAAGUGGACACGAUUGCUGACAGGGUGGGGAGGGAUCACAUAGUCUCUCUCCCCUGUCAAUCACAGAGACAGUAACCAAUUAUGGGCAUCUGUGAGCUCGUGUAUGCAGAAGAGGGUGGGUAGCGCUUUCUCGAGAGUGUGCAUUGAGGAAAUUAGGAGGAGGUGGGGGGACUUUUGAUUUUCCAAGAUGGCUGCCAUUAGCUAACUUGUUUUUAUAGCGCUCCAGUGAAACUGUAAAGAAGCAAACAUCACGUCUGAUCGAGUAUAUUUGGGAGAAAUGUGAAUUUAGUUUAGUUUUUUUUUUUCUUUUCUUUUUUUUUCUUCCCCCACCCAGUUAUUUCUUUCAAUUGAAAAGGGAAUGUUUUAGCAGUAAUCGUGUGACUUGAAUGUCCCUUAAUCAUGUAUUUUACACAGAGUGUAAUUACCGGAGAAUGUAACGGCACGUCGAAAUGCACUAAAAUGUGAUCGAUCUAUAGAGUUUGUAUUUUAUGACCUUUGCUGCUGAGUACGUCCUUCACACAGAGCGUCUGACGUCAACAUGAGUUUGCAUAUGUUUUAAUUCAUGUUCGUGUAAGGUUCAAGGAUUUUGCAGCAGCAGCCACUUAAAGCUUAUCUUACAGUACGAUUAUGAGUUGUUAACGCUGGACUGAGCACCGUGGCAUUGUUCUCGGUCUUCGUGUUCUCACAUGGAAAGGUGGAGGGCAGGGAAAACUUUCAGCUUUCAUAUUAAAUAAUGAUUGCCGGCACUUUUUUCUACAUCUGUUCUUUAUUUUGUGCAGCGAGGACUGUCAUAAUAAAUACUUCUUUAACCCCCCUCCCUCUUACUUUUUUUUUUUGUAAUACUGAAAUGUAGAACAUUUUAGGCCUCCUACAUGUUUUUCUUCAUGAGUGGCUUUUCUUAGUCACUAUGUAAUCAUAUUUUUUGCAGAUGAUGUUUUUUGCAGAAUAGUAAGAAUGCUUUAAGAGAGAUGUAGCCUAUAUAUAUAUAUAUAUAUAUAUAUAUAUAUAUAUAUAUAUAUAUAUAUAUAUAUAUAUAUAUAUAUAUAUAUAUAUAUAUAUAUAUAUAUAUAUAUAUAUAAAAUAUAUAAAAAUAUUAUGUGACUGUUUUCAGCUCCCACUCACUUUGACAGAUUUUUUUUUUUCCCCCUGAGUAAUUUGGCCCUUACCUUUUUUUAUGUUAUUUUUCUACUCCAUACUUUUCGAUGUUAAUACACCGUUAAUUUAUUAAGGAAUUAAUGCAGAAUAAUGAAAAAUAUAAAACAUAAUCCCUCCGACCUGUAUCGAAUAGUAAUGGUUAAAAUGGUAUGUAUUUAGAAAGGCAACUAUUGAAAGACGUUCUUUCAGCCUUUAAUUGUAAAGACACACUCCCGGUUGGACUGAUUUUUAAUUUUAGUCUUUAUCUUCUUUACUGUACAUAUGUGUACUAUAUAUAAAUGUAUUUACUUUUUCAUGCAUGUUGAAGUGAAAUACGAUGCACACUUGCAGUGCUGCAGUCUUGAUUAAAGAAAAAGCAAUUAAACACCAUUUCUGUGUCUUUUGAUCAGUUAUAAAUGUAAUUAACCAAGUAAAGCAAUAAAGUCCUUUUAUAUGUUGA
Ictalurus punctatus (channel catfish) is the source of this 6750-nucleotide messenger RNA. RefSeq names its product activating transcription factor 7a (gene atf7a). The coding region runs from base 187 to 1704 and encodes 505 amino acids. The transcript is spliced from 12 exons. Gene Ontology annotation, molecular function: DNA-binding transcription factor activity, RNA polymerase II-specific; cAMP response element binding. The record is from RefSeq and is a predicted model, not a curated record. Gene Ontology annotation, biological process: regulation of transcription by RNA polymerase II. NCBI's taxonomy places the organism in Eukaryota, Metazoa, Chordata, Actinopteri, Siluriformes, Ictaluridae.